Molecule: messenger RNA, 558 nt
Organism: Ipomoea nil (Japanese morning glory)
Lineage: Eukaryota; Viridiplantae; Streptophyta; Magnoliopsida; Solanales; Convolvulaceae
Product: zinc-finger homeodomain protein 2-like
Exons: 1
Coding region: 37-546 (169 amino acids)
Biological process (GO): regulation of developmental process; regulation of DNA-templated transcription
Cellular component (GO): nucleus
Molecular function (GO): transcription cis-regulatory region binding; DNA-binding transcription factor activity
Source: RefSeq, a predicted model, not a curated record
ACUACAACAAGAAAGAGGGAGAGAGAGAGAGAGAGAAUGGACAACACAAACGAGCUCUACAAAGAGUGCCUACGAAACCAUGCAGCCAGCCUCGGCAGCUACGCCACCGACGGCUGCGGGGAGUUCACACCGGACGACACCUCCCCCGGCGGCGCCGCCUCCCUGCAGUGCGCCGCCUGCGGCUGCCACCGCAACUUCCACCGCAAAGUCGCGUACGGGCGCGGCAGGGCCGUGGUGGAAGACCACGACAUGAUGAUGACCACCACCACCACCCCCACCCCGCCGCCGCCGGAAAUGAUAGAGUCGCCGGAGCGGAGCGGGAAGAAGAGGUUCAGGACGAAGUUCACGGCGGAGCAGAAGGAGAAGAUGCUGGCGUUCGCGGAGAAGCUGGGGUGGAAGCUGCAGAGGAAAGAGGAAGAAGACGAGAUUGAGAGGUUUUGCAGAGGGGUUGGGGUUAGUAGAAAAGUAUUCAAAGUUUGGAUGCAUAAUCAUAAGAACAAUAAUUCUUCAACUCCUUCUGCCAAUGUCUCUUCUCUUACCCAAUAAACCCAAUUUCAU